AUGUCCGAUCCAUUACAAUGUCUUCGCAUCAGCUCGAUUCUGAUCGGCUUCUGGACAAUGUUUUACUGUUUGGUGCAAAUUGGAGUGCUCGGAUGGCAAGUGAAAGUGGUUAAAGAUCGGCAAUGGGAAUGGGAAAAUCGAAUGGUACCACCAAAUGGAUUUGUCGACGGUUUCCAAGCUCGUUUCCCUGGCCUCUACGCUCUUUACGAAGAGACACCGGAAAGGAGAAGGAUUAAUGCUAUGUAUGCGAUUGUGCUCACUUGUCUCUUUCUCGUAAUCGUUCAUCUCGUUUUUUCCGUUUUUAUGACCUGGGGAGCUUAUAAAAGACGUUCCUCCUUGAUUUUCCCGUGGUUAUUCACUGAAGGUGGGACGAUUAUCAUGUGCACAGCAUACGCGGUUCUCUGGUGGAGUGGAGACGUUUUCACGGAACAACUCGUGAUGUCAGUGGCUGAAUUCGUUUUCUCACUAGCAAUCAAUGGAGUCCUUUUCAUCGUUGUCAUCUUUUACGUGGUUCGUCUAAAUGGAGGACUCGCCUCGAAUAAACCAAAACACAAGCAUCAUUAUCGGAGUGAAUAUCGAAUUGCUUAUGAGCCACCAGCUGGACUUCCGAAUGAAAGAGUUGAAAUCGUGAAAGUGGUGGAAGAAGUGCAGAAAAAGAGUGGGAAAAGGAGAAAGAGUCGAAGUCGAGAUAGGAGCAGAGAUCGAAGACACCGAUCACAUUCUCAUGGAAGGGCUCAAGAGCCGUUGGAUAAGGUGCCACCAUGGCGAGCCGAAUGGAACGAGGGGCCGCCCGAGAAUCUAAGGCGAAAGUUGAAACGGCAUGAGAAUCGAAAUCGGAGAUCCUUUGAAAAACAAAGGAGACAAUUGAUGCAUGACAAGGGCAUUGAUCUCGCGGCACCUGAGGUGGAUGAUCAAGAAUUUCCGUGGAAACUCCCACCGCCACAACCCGAGCGACGCCCAAGAAGCACUGGCAGUAUAAUUAGAGAAUUGUAUUAUGAAGAUUUCCCGUCAGAGCGCUCAUUUCGGCGCGGGCGUCCACCGCGUGGGCAACGGGGGAGAAGUUGGGAUCAGAUUCAACAAGAAGAGAUUCUCGGCUCGCGUCCGACCACCGGAAUGGAGCGGGUGACCUUCUCGAGACAAGAUCCUCAAAUCUACUAUCGUACUCCCGAAGAGACACCCUCUUCACAACACCAACCCGCUCAACAAGUGGAUGUU
Messenger RNA from Mesorhabditis belari, 1215 nucleotides. NCBI's taxonomy places the organism in Eukaryota, Metazoa, Nematoda, Chromadorea, Rhabditida, Rhabditidae. The record is from the annotation of a GenBank genome assembly.